Molecule: messenger RNA, 606 nt
Organism: Acanthosepion pharaonis
Lineage: Eukaryota; Metazoa; Mollusca; Cephalopoda; Sepiida; Sepiidae
Source: the annotation of a GenBank genome assembly
AUGUAUAAUGAAGCAAUUUAUCUUUUCUUUUCAGGCAUCUAUUUGACGGUGACAAUGGGUAUGACGUCGUUGUCCAUCAUCCUGACUGUGUUCGUUCUUCAACUGCACCACGUGGGACCACAGCAAAAGCCAGUGGCAAGAUGGCUAAAAAUCCUGAGCUUCAACUUUCUUGCCCGUCUGGUGUGCGUUUCCACGCACGGCCGGCGCGAACCUUGGCGGAGAUACACCAUGACAGACAACAUCCCCCGAGAGGACAUGUGUCUGACCACAUACGUGGACAGCACCUGCACGACCGACCCAGCCAAUUGCAACGGCACUAUCGCCUCUACUAACGCCUUAAAUAUGGCGUCCGACAAAGGCGGCGGCUGCAGUGGUCUGGGAGGCGAGCAGAAUGGAGAACGAAUCACCAGACACUUGAAAAUCCUCGUCUCGCGACAAGAGGCCGAUGACCAUGAAGAAAUCGUACUCGAAUGGCGAUUAGUCGCACUCGUCAUGGACCGCUUUUUAUUUUGGUUGUUUCUUAUUGGUUCUUUCCUCUCAUCUCUGGUAAUUUUGGUCAUUGAGCCUUUGCGAAAACCAGAUGUAAAUCCAGACGCAGCCUCCUGA